AUGCCGCCACCUUCGUUCAGAUCGAAGUCGCUGUGGCGGGCCGGGCCGUACAUCUUGGUGUGGAUGGCCGUCAGCAUAUCUCUGAUCUUCAUGAACCGCGGCAUUGUGAAGACGAUGGGGUGCCCAGCAUUUCUGACUGCCUGGCACAUGGCGGUCAGCUCGGUGCUCGUGCGGGCCCUGCGGUGCGUGGCGCCCCCGAGGCUUGGCCUCUUCAGCGAGGAGCGGCUCGAGGUUUCGCUGCAAACAUGGUUGACGAAGCUGUUGCCCAUCGCGGCUCUCUUCUCCACCUCGCUUGCCAUGGGCAACCGCGCGUACCUUUAUUCUUCCGUUGCUUUUAUUCAGAUGAUGAAGGCGUCGCACGCCGUUAUGACGUACCUGCUCAACGCCCUGGUGGGGGCCGAGCUCUUCACCUGGAACAAGCUGCGUAUCGUCAUCCUGGUGUGCUGCGGAGUGGUGCUGGCCGUGACGGGCGAGCUCCAUUUCCGCAUGGUGGGGUUCUUAUGCCAGAGCCUCUCGUCGGUCUCGGAGUGCGCGCGGAUAGUCCUUAUUGGGCAGCUCCUGAACAAGAGCGGCCUGAAGAUGGAUCCCUUGACCGCCAUCUCCUAUUAUGCGCCACUGUGCCUCGUCUUUCUGGUGCCCCUGGCCCUCGUGACCGAGAUGCCGUCCGACUGGGGCGCCUUCGCGGAGGACCUCCAGCGGGAGGUCGGCUUCUGCUGGCUGCUGUUGAACGGGCUGGUCGCCUUCACCCUGAACGUGUUUGUGGUGCUUUUGAUCGAUGCCACCAGCCCAGUGGUUUUCGUACUGUGCGGCAUCAUGAAGGAUGUCGCCCUCGUCGUCGGCUCCGUUGUGGUCCUGCACCAGGCAGUGGCCCUGCAGCAGAUCGUCGGCUACGCUGCAGCAGUUGUAGGAAUCCAGCUCUUCAACCUCGUGUCCAGGAACCAAGACGAGUUAGAGGCUAAAGGCCUCGUCCGCGGCAGCUGGGAUGUGGUGAGCCGAUGGUUGGCCCCUGAGCAGGCGAAGGCAGACGAGAUGGGCGAGCUCAGCAACCACAAGGACUCGGACGUGCUGAGCGAGUCCCUGGCGUCGGGCAGCACGCGCGCGGGCUCGCCCCUCGCGGGGGAGCCCCUCGAGUAG
This is a messenger RNA of Prorocentrum cordatum, 1134 nucleotides long. NCBI's taxonomy places the organism in Eukaryota, Dinophyceae, Prorocentrales, Prorocentraceae. The record is from the annotation of a GenBank genome assembly.